CUCCGCGGCGGCGAGCUUCCCGUCGGUUCCCGUCCGGCCCCUGCUCGUGACGUCACCGCGGCCCCGCCCACCUCCACAUCUUCGGUCGCUGGCUGCGCAGAGUCCUCCCGACGCUCGGCCCUUCGCCGCCGCCGCCGUCGCAUCCGCCAAAAUGUCCACAGGUGUGCCUUCAGGAAGUUCAAGUGCUGCUGCUGGCAGCAAUCGAAGACUCCAGCAGACACAAAAUCAAGUCGAUGAGGUGGUUGACAUCAUGAGAGUCAACGUGGAUAAGGUGUUAGAAAGAGACCAGAAGCUCUCGGAGCUAGAUGACCGUGCAGAUGCGCUGCAGGCCGGUGCUUCUCAGUUUGAAACAAGUGCUGCCAAGUUGAAGAGAAAGUAUUGGUGGAAGAACUGCAAGAUGUGGGCGAUAGGGAUCAGUGUCCUGGUGAUUAUUGUCAUCAUCAUUAUUGUGUGGUGUGUCUCUUAAUGAAGAACCCAGGAAACUGAAGCCCACUGUUGAGGAGCUUCUUCAAGACUUUCUACUCAAAACCUGCUGUGUUAUCAAGCUUACCUACUGUUUUUUCCAAGUGAUUAUUUUUGUUAGUUUACAUACAGUUCAGUGUCUAGGAAAUGUGCCUUUGUUUUAAUAUACACUCCAGAAGGGGUGUGACCUCCCCUGCCCACAUUCUGCACAGCGCCUUCAUAGAUUUCUGCACCAACUAGGGAAGAGGACUUCUGAUGCCCCAGAGUGCUGGAGUCUAGACGGAUGCUGUCACUGAUGACUUGCUGUGGAUUCCAGGAAGGGGAUUUUGUUCAAGUCAGCUGUCCCCACACUGAGAUCGCCUUCAAAACCACAUUUUAAACCCUUGGGUGAUUAGAUUCCCCAGUUGUGCCUUCCGGGAAGAACACUACUGCCUAGUACAAAUCAGUGACAAUAGGGUAUGCCUUAUUUUGAUACUUGGCUCCUUUUCAGUAGGAGGACCCUCAUUUUUGUAAGCACUACUGACCCUGCUGUAUUUAAGAUGCUUUCAUGUUAGGUGUCAACAUGUUUGCUCUCUUGUUCUUGUGCAUCACUCCUAGAAGUAUUUAAUCAAAAAUAACCCUUUAAAGUUCUUAUAGAACUGUGACCAAAGUUUCUCUGUGGCCAAAAGUCAAAUACAAAUAAAAUGUCCAUAAGUCUGUUCCUCAUAGAUUAAAUUCACAUAAGUGCCAAAUGUAACUCAAGGUGCCCUUGAAGAAAAAGAGUUAAUAAUUACUGUGUGAGCCUUCAACAUUUUCCCAGUCCUUCCUCUGAAAUACUGUAGAUAAUGCCCCUUCAGACUUGGUUUCCUCACGGAGCUGUAGAGGUGAGCUGAAGGCACGCCUGUAGUAAGACAUUCAGCCAGCGGUUUGCAGACUGAGCUGGAAGCUGUGGCCUCCAGAGCACCGAGCAGCAGCAGUGCGGCGGCCUCACAUCAGAGCUCUCGGGCGGGGGCUGCUUCCAGCCAUGCCACUUCCUACAGCAGGCUCCGUGCUGCCCUGGAAGGGAGGCGUUGGUCGCUUCCACGUAGAUAGCCAGGCAGAGAUGCCGACGGAGACACUUUCCUUGUGUAUCUGAGCCUUGGAUCAAGGGUGGUUCAAAGAUGGGAGUUCAGGCGUCACUGGAAGUAAGAGAGCAGUGAGAAGAAACAGGCUUUAUUUGCCUGUAGCGGUGCCACCACAGUGCCCUGGAAUUUGUGUUUGUGUGCAGAGUGGCAUCAGUCAACAUGUGACAGAAUCUGGCUCCAGUUUUUGAUUUGUUCCCUGACAUUACUGAAACAAUACAAACAUCGAAAGCCUGCUCCACUGUGGGAAAGCAGCAGCAGCCUAGGGCUUCUGUCCUGGCCUGACCCCACAACCUUGGUGCUGUCUCCUCCAUACUCAGACCCGUGCAACUCAUUGGCUCCUGCAUUAACACAGUAAUACCUCGCUUGUCUGUGCAUUUAACUGGGGACUUUCCCGCUAUGAUGUCCUGAAUAAAGUUGUUUGUUACCAUGA
Messenger RNA from Mesocricetus auratus (golden hamster), 1995 nucleotides. RefSeq names its product vesicle associated membrane protein 3 (gene Vamp3). Gene Ontology annotation, cellular component: plasma membrane; SNARE complex. Gene Ontology annotation, molecular function: SNAP receptor activity; syntaxin-1 binding. The transcript has 5 exons. The record is from RefSeq and is a predicted model, not a curated record. Gene Ontology annotation, biological process: SNARE complex assembly; vesicle-mediated transport; vesicle fusion. NCBI's taxonomy places the organism in Eukaryota, Metazoa, Chordata, Mammalia, Rodentia, Cricetidae. The coding region runs from base 152 to 466 and encodes 104 amino acids.